Messenger RNA from Cladocopium goreaui, 810 nucleotides. The record is from the annotation of a GenBank genome assembly. NCBI's taxonomy places the organism in Eukaryota, Dinophyceae, Suessiales, Symbiodiniaceae.
AUGGCCGUGGUACCCGUAGUACCUGCAACGGGAGUGGAUGACAAGGAGGUCAUUGAGAUUUACAAGGCUGCCGGCUUUGGCCCUUCCGAAUUGCAAGCCUUGGGAUUUCCCCUGAGAACCCUGCGCCAUGCCGGAUUCACGCCUCAGGAGAUACAGCCUUUGGGCGAUGCCCAUGCCUUAGCCACCGCCGGUUUCACUGCCCUGGAACUGCACAAGCUGGGAUUCAGUCCAGAGAUCUUGCGUCGCGCGGGAUUUGAAGCCAAGGAUUUGUGGACACUGGACCUAUCCUUGAGGCAGCUGCGAGAUUUGGGAUGCAGCUUGGCGGAGUUGCGACGAGCGGCCGCCGAGCUGGAAAAACCCUUGAUGAUGUCAACCUUGAGGCAGUUGGGCUUCAGCUACCAGGAUAUGCGUGAUGCGGGCUGCUCCGCUGGCGAGCUGUGGCAGGCAGCGUGCCCCUUGCAGACCUUGAGAUUUCUGGGCUUCACUGUGAAGGACCUUCGCACCUCAGGCUUUGAUUUGCACCAGAUCAGAGAUGCCGGCUUUGGAAAGAUGGAAAUGAUUUACGCUGGCUACUCCAAGGAUGACGUCCUAGCUGCGUUCAGUUACAUGAAUCCCUAUAUCAACCAACGCUUGGAUAUUCUGCUGUUGCUGCGGAUGUUUGGCCUCGCGGCCCUGGCCAGGACGUUGUGCACCUCCACCAAAGCCUUGACAGCGCAGUUCGAGCACACCAUUCUCAUCACCGAGGAUGGGCACGAGGCGGGGACUUCCCGCUUCUUCGGCAGCUUUCGAAUCAAAACGGAUAAGAUAUGA